Rhodamnia argentea is the source of this 1154-nucleotide messenger RNA. RefSeq names its product E3 ubiquitin-protein ligase AIRP2. NCBI's taxonomy places the organism in Eukaryota, Viridiplantae, Streptophyta, Magnoliopsida, Myrtales, Myrtaceae. The transcript is spliced from 5 exons. The coding region runs from base 346 to 978 and encodes 210 amino acids. The record is from RefSeq and is a predicted model, not a curated record. Gene Ontology annotation, molecular function: ubiquitin protein ligase activity. Gene Ontology annotation, biological process: protein ubiquitination.
AGAGAGAGAGAGAGAGAGAAUAAAAUCCCCUCUUCUUGCUUGUCUUUGUUCGAGAUUAGGUGCGCAAUAUCCCCAGAUCAUCUUCUUCUUGCUCUCGUCAAUCUUCUUCUGUCCUGUUCUGUGAAGGGUUUUCUUCUCCUGCUCUGUUUCCCCUGUUUCUUGAAGGAGAGAGAGAGAGAGAGAGGGGGAGGGGGGGAUGGAGAUGAUGUAUUACCAGCUGGCCAGGUCGUCUUCGUACCAGGACUCGCUGAAAGUCUUAGAGGCUGAUAUACAGCACGCUAACGCUCUUUGUCCGUGAUCAGGGCCACUGCGAUUCCGAGGGCAAAGGGCGGCGCGCGCCUUCAAAUGAAGCUGGUCUACAAUCACUUGGCUCCGCUUUUCUUGUUUUUGCUACAAUGGAUGGAUUGCUCCUGCACUUGUCUACUACCCAGAUACUUAGACCUCUUCCACAUACUCAUAUACAAGGUUUAUAGUGAUGGAAGGCCUAAUAUAUCUACACAUGGGAGGAAGGCAACAAUAAGGGACUUCUACGCCGUUAUAUUGCCAUCUCUUAGACGGCUGCACGGCGACAUGGAAGAGUUGGAUGAUGUCAAAGGCAAGCAUCUGGCUAUGGAGUCUGUGGGCAGGAAGAAAGUGGAAGGUGACUUUAGGUUUGCCAAUGUAGAUUUAGAGAGAGAAGAUGAAUGUGGGAUUUGUUUGGAACCCUGCACCAAAAUGGUGUUGCCAAAUUGUUGCCAUGCAAUGUGCAUAAAAUGCUAUAGGAAUUGGAAUGUGAAGUCCGAGUCUUGCCCCUUUUGUCGUGGAAGCUUGAAAAGAGUGAAGUCUGAAGAUUUAUGGGUGCUCACUUGCAAUGAAGAUGUGGUUGAUGCGGAAACAGUCUCUAAAGAGGACUUGCUACGUUUCUAUCUCUACGUCAAUAGCUUGCCAAAGGAUAGCCCAGAUGCUCUGUUCUUAGUUUAUUACGAGUACCUAAUAUGAUCCAAAGUAAUUCUCACUGCUGUACAGAUUAAAAAUGAAAGGCCGACUGUCAGAUGUAGAUAGAGUCUGGUGAGAAGAGUUUCUCUCUGAUUUAUGGAAUAAUCAAUUCCACAUUGUACUUGUCAAAACAUUUAUCUGCACAAAUGCAAGAUAUUUGAUUAUCCUGUGAGUCUUCA